UGUCUAAUCUCCAUUUAAUCAAUCAAUCAAUCCAAUAUGGGAUUAACGGAAUUAUUCUCGUCUAUUCUCUGGUACUAUUUACUCGCAUUUGUCAUCUGUUUCGUGCUGUACAUCCCGAUAGUCGUGGCAUAUUUCAAAUCUCGCUUAGGCACUCGCGCAAAUUAUCACCUAUGGAAGUCAGUAAUUCUCUAUCCGGUAAUGAUACUUCCGGGAUUAUUUAUUCCUUUGUUCGUGAUGCGUCCUCGAAACACGAUGAAUGUGAGAUUUUGUUCGUGGUUCGUGAGAAAAGUCAGUUACUUAACAGGAUUGUCAUUCGAAGUAAGAGGAGCAAAUAUUGCUGCGAUGGAUCAGGGAGCUGUUAUUUGCUGCAAUCAUCAAUCCGCAGUCGAUAUUUAUGCUCAAAUAUGUCUUUGGAAGCAUUUUAAACUGAUGACCUCAAUUGCCAAGAAGGAAAUUUUUUAUUUGUUUCCCUUUGGACCAGCAGCAUGGCUUUCAGGAUUGAGAUAUAUUGACAGAAGUAGCUCUAAAAAGUCAUAUCAAACAUUGUCAAGUGUUGAGAAAUUAAUGACGGAACAGAGAAUGAAGGUUUGGAUCUAUCCAGAGGGCACUCGAAACAACAAAGGAGGCUUCCUGCCAUUUAAGAAGGGAGCUUUUUACACAGCUAUUAAUGCACAAGUCCCAAUUAUUCCAGCUGUUUUUGCUCCUUACUACUUUAUGGAUGAGCCACAGCAGAAAUUUACUCAUGAAAAAAAACACAUCAUCCUUUCCGUGCUCGAGCCAAUUCCAACAAAAGGCCUAACCACAGCCGACGUCGACUCGCUAAAAGAAAAAGUUUACUCCAUCAUGUUCGCGGAAUACGAAAAACUACGAGAUGAAAUUAUGGAAAAGUCAAAAGACCCAAAAUGGCUCAACAUGCAACGACCUCGCGUAACUCUCGUCGAUCGCAAACUCAAAAGCCCCUAAGUGAUAGAAAUUUCGUGUGAUUAAAAUGAACGCUUUGUUCUCGACAAAAUAUUUAAUUUUCUCUCCAUUCCGCAGAAACCAAUUUUAUAUUAAAUAUAUAGUACAAUGCAUAAACCAAUUAUCUUUUGAAUUACACACAAAAGCAGUUUAAUUGUCAGAUCCUUAUUAAAAUAAACAAUCAAAACAGUCUUAGGUCAAUGUGCAAUGCAAUAAUAAUAAUAAUAAAUGCAAAAUGCCCACAGUGGGCUCAAAAUGUCCAAAAACUCAUUGAACUCGAAACCAAUUAUUAUUAUUUGUAGCCAAUUGGAAAAAAUAAAACUAAAAC
Culicoides brevitarsis is the source of this 1288-nucleotide messenger RNA. Its product is annotated as 1-acyl-sn-glycerol-3-phosphate acyltransferase beta-like. NCBI's taxonomy places the organism in Eukaryota, Metazoa, Arthropoda, Insecta, Diptera, Ceratopogonidae. Gene Ontology annotation, molecular function: 1-acylglycerol-3-phosphate O-acyltransferase activity. The record is from RefSeq and is a predicted model, not a curated record. Gene Ontology annotation, cellular component: endoplasmic reticulum; membrane. Gene Ontology annotation, biological process: phosphatidic acid biosynthetic process. The transcript is spliced from 3 exons. Bases 37 to 963 code for a protein of 308 amino acids.